UUGCUGCGCUUGCGCACAUCUCAGUCCUCUCGGUUCCAGAACGUUGAUUUGUCCUCGUGUCCGCCCCGGUGCGCGUGCAUGGAUCUCACCUCCAUAAUGGGAGGUGCUCGAGGUUCCCGCUCAGAACGUCGGUCCGAGGGCUCUACCGUAACCAUUGAUGCUCACUAUGACUUUUUGAGGGAACCAUUUUGACUGGAUUUCUGUAUUUCACUACCUGAAGUGGGGACGAUGUUUUCGUCGGUGAGUAAACGUUGUUUUAUGAUAGAAUCAUUGGUGGCCAAAGAAAACUCUCAAACAACGGAAGAUCCCAUCCGACCGACGGCCCUGACUUAUUCAAACUCCACUGACGCUUUCAUGAGCGGGUACCAGAGUCCCACCGGCAGGUCUCUGUAUCAGAACCCGGAGCUGGUGUUCCAUGAGUCGGUCAACCACCCCGGGCUGACCAUGAACCCCCACCAGCUAGGAGGGGGCCACCUACAACACCCUGCACACUUCUUUGGGACACAACACCGAGACCCUCUCAACUUCUACCCAUGGGAUUUACGAAACAGGUUAUUCGGAUACAAAUUUCAAGGAAACGAUGUUUCCCAAGAAAGCCUGCUACUCCACCGCCCAUUCGCCCGAAAACCCAAGCGCAUCCGCACCGGCUUCUCCCCGUCGCAGCUCCUGCGGCUUGAGCGGGCGUUCGAGAAUAAUCAUUACAUAGUAGGAGCCGAGAGGAAACAGCUGGCCAACCGUCUCAGUCUGUCUGAAACACAGGUGAAGGUGUGGUUCCAGAACAGGAGGACCAAAUACAAGAGACAGAAGCUGGAGGAGGAGGGGCCUGACUGUCAUCAGAAGAAGAAAGGAAACCACCACAUCCACAGAUGGAGGCUUGUCACAAAGCACGGCAGCUCCGAGGACAUCGACGUUGGACUGGACUAAGACCCCCCCCUGGACGCCCCUGUCCCCCCCCCAACCCCUGGCCUGUGUCCCCUUUUGGAACACAAGAGGACCAAAGUUAAUGCUAGUUAUUAUGUGAAGUUAUGAAGUAUAAUGACAUGUUACAAGAAAAAACAAAACUUUAUGGUACUUGACUUGCAUCCAUCCAACAUCAUGAUCUCAUGUCUGAUCUCUUAUUGGAGGUGUUCAUGCUAUAUUACACAGCUUCUAUGAUCUCUGUAGGUGGUGUUCCAUCCUACAGCUUCUCUGAUCUAUAUAGGUGGUGUUCCAUCCUACAGCGUCUCUGAUCUAUAUAGGCGGUGUUUCAUCCUACAGCUUCUCUGAUCUAUAUAGGUGGUGUUCCAUCCUGCAGCUUCUAUGAUCUCUGUAGGUGGUGUUCCAUCCUACAGCU
Oncorhynchus nerka (sockeye salmon) is the source of this 1333-nucleotide messenger RNA. Its product is annotated as homeobox protein EMX1-like. The transcript has 3 exons. Gene Ontology annotation, biological process: central nervous system development; neuron differentiation; regulation of transcription by RNA polymerase II. The record is from RefSeq and is a predicted model, not a curated record. Gene Ontology annotation, molecular function: RNA polymerase II cis-regulatory region sequence-specific DNA binding; DNA-binding transcription factor activity, RNA polymerase II-specific. Bases 229 to 924 code for a protein of 231 amino acids. NCBI's taxonomy places the organism in Eukaryota, Metazoa, Chordata, Actinopteri, Salmoniformes, Salmonidae. Gene Ontology annotation, cellular component: nucleus.